GUGGAAAUGGCAAUUUCUCCCAGAAAUGGCAAGGCGAGCAAGCGCCUGCAUUCAGUAAACAUUUUCCAGAAGAAAAUAACAAGCCAAAGACCAAAAAGAAAAAAGAGCCGGUUUUCUCUCAUUAUUGUGAUACCUGUGACCGUGGCUAUAAAAACCAGGAGAAGUAUGAUGAACAUAUUUCACAACAUAAACAGUGCACAGAAGAAGGUUGCAGUUUCAGUGCUCAUGAGAAGAUAGUUCAGAUACACUGGAAGAACGCACACGCACCUGGUGCUAAAAGAAUAAAAUUAGAUAGUCCAGAAGAGAUCGCUAGAUGGAGAGAAGAAAGAAAAAAAAAUUUUCCUACGUUGGCAAACAUUGAAAGGAAGAAGGCGAUGCAGAUGCAGAAGGAAGAAAGGGGAGAAGUGCUGACUACCCAACAGUUUGGCAAAAUGAAGGGGAUGUGGAAACCUCCAGAAAAUGAGGAGAGGCUUGGGCAGCAAGGAAGACAGAGGAGAAGACAAAGGCGCCCGUUCUGGAAGAAAUUUAGGAAAAAUGGUGGCGAUUAUAAUGUACAUAGAACUCAAAAUGAAACCAGUGGACCAGAAAACAGUACGUGUGAAAAGGAACAGGAAAAACAGUGUGCUUUGACAGCUCAGCCAUGUGUGAAGGACAUGGAUCCUCUUGGUCUUCUGGCAAACAGUGAUGUUGAAUCCGACAAGGACGAAGCAGCAGCUGAAGACGGGAGGCUGGGGUUGACUGUUGUUCCCAAACAGGUCACCUCUGCCCUGAGUUCAUUGUCGACCAACUACGGCAGCGCGUCCGACAGUGAGCCCGAAGAAAUCCCUGUCAAGGCUGCAACAAAAGCGGAGAAAAACCAGUCUGCACUCAGAAAUAUGCCUCAAACUACUAAUGUUCCUUGGAGUCGAAACCCAAAUCAAAAGCGUCCAGAAUAUGCAGGCACGACGUUAAGAAGCUCGAAUUCAAAUGCACGUCCCUCCAGAGGGCCUGAUAACUGGGGCAAGAAAAUAUUACCUCUCCUUCCAAAGCGCCGUCCAACUCUGCUGGAAAUGUUACUGGCCCAGGACAUCCGACACGAAAGGAAUGUGAUUUUGCAGUGUGUUCGAUACCUCAUCCGAAAUAACGUGUUUGGACUUAAUUUUAAAACAGAACCACAAGCUGAAACAGAGACUGAACAGUCCUCUACAACUACAGCAGAGUCUUUGACGGACAAACUCAAUGAAUCUAAUUGUUCUUGUAGCUCUGACCUUCAGUUAGCAGGAGGAGAAGAUGAUGUGUUAUUAAUAGCCCAGGGUGAGAAAGCACCCAUGGAUCAGACUUCACAGAUGGCUCACUUGGCAGACGAGGACAUGUGGGAAACCCCGUCAAUUCAGUGUGAAGAAGCACUGUAG
Cariama cristata (Red-legged seriema) is the source of this 1391-nucleotide messenger RNA. It is a transcript of the gene NUFIP1, whose product is annotated as nuclear fragile X mental retardation protein interacting protein 1. The record is from RefSeq and is a predicted model, not a curated record. Gene Ontology annotation, molecular function: RNA binding. The transcript has 9 exons. NCBI's taxonomy places the organism in Eukaryota, Metazoa, Chordata, Aves, Cariamiformes, Cariamidae. Gene Ontology annotation, biological process: box C/D snoRNP assembly. The annotation marks the transcript as partial. Gene Ontology annotation, cellular component: nucleus.